Monopterus albus (swamp eel) is the source of this 3534-nucleotide messenger RNA. RefSeq names its product F-box and leucine-rich repeat protein 13 (gene fbxl13). Gene Ontology annotation, biological process: SCF-dependent proteasomal ubiquitin-dependent protein catabolic process. Gene Ontology annotation, molecular function: protein binding. Gene Ontology annotation, cellular component: SCF ubiquitin ligase complex. The record is from RefSeq and is a predicted model, not a curated record. The transcript is spliced from 23 exons. Bases 85 to 2400 code for a protein of 771 amino acids. NCBI's taxonomy places the organism in Eukaryota, Metazoa, Chordata, Actinopteri, Synbranchiformes, Synbranchidae.
UAAUCUGUUCCGUUGUUCCGGUCAGCUCAGAGUGGCCGACAGAAUCUUUCCCUGGGCAACCAUACAUCACCAAAUUGAGAUGAGAUGCGUCAAAGACAAGAUAUGGAUGUAGUAAACACAGAAUUUGUUCUUAAAGAAUGCGAACUGAAACACUGCCUGCCACAAAUAUAUAAGACCCUGUUGGCAGCGGCGUGCCUGUUAUGUCCCAGUGACCCUAUACAGUUUCUGAAAAAAACUCUUAUGACCAUCCAUGGACAUGAUAAUCUUCAGGAUGUUGACUGUUUGAGGCACAAGUUUCUUGCUGAUGCAGAACAGCACCCUGCACCAUCCUCCCUAACACGUAGGACUGUCUCUGUGGAGCCAGAUGACAAUAUGCUGUCUUUUUGUCUGUUUGAGAAGGCCUACUCCUGCUAUAGGAAAAAUUUAACCAGCUCUUGUUUCAGGAAGUGGAAGAGUUUCACCAUGCAAAACAAGGAAGAUGCCCUAGAUCUGGCCCUGAAGAUGGACAUGGCAAAGAAGCACUUUGAGAUGAAAUGCCAGCAGGCUGCACUCACCAAAUGGUUGAACUGGGUGGAGUUACACAAGAAGACACAGGCUGCUGGUAUCAACAAACUUGAGAGGCUUAUAAAUGCUAGCCGUCUUAAGCGCAUCAUAGCUGCAUGGCAUAAAAUGGUAAAGGACUCAAAGAGGACAAAAGAGUGCUUUAAGAAGUUGGAAAAGGGUUUUAUGGAAAUCAGCAACAAAGACCGUCAGACUGAAGAAGGGUGUGAUGGACUCUCAGUGCUCCCUAGCAGCCUUGCACUGAAGAUCUUUCAAUAUCUAGAGUUACGAGACAGGCUGAACUGUGCAGAGGUGUGUUGCACGUGGAAAGCUUUCAUCCAGACAGGCACACUGUGGAGUCAGAUCAACUUCUCUGUGGAUAAAGGCUGGAUAACUGAUGCCACAGUGAUGCAGAUUCUGCAGAACUACCGUCCAUUUGUGAUCCAUCUCAAUCUGCGUGGCUGCUCAUCCCUGAAAUGGACCAGCUUGAAAUAUAUAAGUGAAUGCAGAAAUCUCCAGGAGGUCAAUGUGUCCGAAUGUUUUAAUGUCACAGAUAUGCUGGUUCAGAGAAUUGUUGAGGGCUGCCCCUGCCUGCUCUACUUGAACCUUUCUCACACACUAAUAACGAACGAGACUCUAAGGGAGUUGUCCAGGAACUGCCUCAACCUCCAAUACCUGAGUCUGGCCUACUGCUACAGAUUCACAGAUAAAGGCCUUCUGUACCUGACCACAGGAAAAGGCUGCCACAAUCUCAUCCACCUCAACCUCUCUGGCUGCACUCAGAUGACAGUAAAUGGGUUCAAACACAUUUCAGCCAUGUGCCCUUCUCUCCAUGAGAUCGUGAUCGAUGACAUGCCCACGCUGUCAGAUAGCUGUGUCUUGGCUCUACUGGCCAGAUGUCACUGUCUGUCUGCCAUUUCUCUUUUGGAUGCUCCUCAUCUUUCCGACUUUGCCUUUAAAGCCAUCACUGAAGUAGCCAAACUUAAGACCUUUAGCAUAGAGGGUAACUACCAAGUAUCAGACGUCAGUUGGAUGGCUCUAUGCGGCAGCUCAAAGGGCCUCCACAGACUCCAUGCCGCAGAAUGUCCCAGAAUGACUGAUGCCAGCCUCAAAUCUGUGGCGACCCUCAAGCACCUGAAAUACCUGGACAUCUCACGUUGCAGCAGAGUGAGUGAUGUUGGGAUCAAGUACUUGACUGAGGGUUCAUCAGUCACCAAAUUACAAGAGCUGAAUGUGAGUCACUGCAGUCACAUCACUGACAUCUCUGUCAUGAGGAUUGUGCAAAGGCUGUGUAAACUGCGUCAUCUUGACUUGAGUUACUGUCAAAGACUGACUGACCGGAGUCUGGAGUGUCUGAGCGGCAGCUCCAUCUGUUCUCUCGACAUCAGUGGUUGCAACAUCCAGGAUCAGGGACUGGCUGCUGUUGAAGGAGUUCACUUGAGGAAGCUAGUUCUUGCCGAGUGUGUCUACAUCACAGACAUUGGUAUAGAGACACUGUGCAAAAAUGUGAGAGAGCUGAAACAUGUUGACGUGUCUCACUGUGUAGCUCUGACUGAUAAAGCUAUCAGAGCCAUGUCAUUUUACUGCCAAAGCCUGGUCACACUGCGAAUGUCAGGUUGUCCCAAGAUGACAGAUAAGGCAGUGCAGUAUCUGACAAGUGGAUCUCAGUGCCUGCGAGAGCUUGAUGUGAGUGGCUGUGUUCUUCUCACAGAUCACACACCUCGAUACUUAGAAAGGAUCUGUCCUCUGCUCUGCUCUAUCACGAUGGCCUGCUGCAGCAGUAUCUCCAAGGUGGCCGCGUUAAAGCUGCAGCCACGUGUGAAGUACUGGGAGCACAGCAAUGACUACCCUCCGUACUGAUUUGGAUACAACACGGGCCAAAUUGUGCAUUCAGCCCCAAGACCUAUCAAGACUGAAGACACCUGGGAAGUGAUAGAACAGUAGUCAAUGAUGACAAGACCAGCAAGGACAAAAAGGAUAUAAAGAGAAUAAAAAAAUAAAUAAAUGUAUAAGUAAUUAACUCAGGAUUUUGUAAUAACUGAGCCGUAAGUAACAGUUACAGCAUUUUGACAGUCAUGCACUCACAGCAACCAACAUUUGAUAUACUUUAUAUCAAAAUAUAUACUGUAUUCCUUAUAUGCUGUUCCUACAGACUCUGCCUUUAUUUAUCUACAUUGAGCAAUGUAUGAGAGAAGUUGCCAUCCUGUAUAAAUAUUAAGUGCUUCUUCCUCAUCCCUUCUGAAAAGACUGUUUUGCAUUACAGAGAUACAAUUUAAAACCAAGCUGUUACCACAACCGUGAAAUCACUAAAUGGUGUUUACAACUCAGCACUAACCACUAAUUACAUCUAUAUCACACACACCACCACUGUGUGGAUACAAAUGUCAGCUGGCAUCUUCAGCAGAGGUGGAGCUAGAAAAUUUUGGAUGGGUUGGCCGGGCUGGGACACGGACUCAGAGGGGUGGCACAUUUGAAACAUUUAAAAAGUUAAUUAAACCCCGUAGUUCUAUGAAGUAUUAAACCAUACAUUAUUAAAAAUCAAACAGUUUAUUUUGUGUAAAAAUGAAACAUGCACGCCGUUUUCUUUAGCUAACUCCUUAUUUACUCCCGAAUGCUGCAUCCAGACCUGUUACACAAGGAGGAAGCCAUCCAUCAGUUCUGUGCAGAAAGGCUGCUGCAUUCUCUGGGCCUGAGCUCAUCUCAGAUAGACCGAAAGACAGUGGAAACAUGUUCUGUGUGUUCACAUGUGUUCAAGUCCACAUUUCAACUCAUUUUUAGGAAAACAGGUGUCGGGUUCUCUGUGGCAAAGAUGAAAAAGACCAUCUAGACAGUAAUCAGCAAAAGGUGCAAAAGCCAGCAUCUGUGAUGGUGUGGAUGUAUCAGUGCCCAUGGCAUGGGUGACUGGCAUUUGUGUGAAGGUACCAGGAGUAUUGUGAGAUUUUAGAGAGACAUGCUGCCACCAAGGAAACGUCCUUCCCCAGGAAGCCCGUGGAU